Scaptodrosophila lebanonensis is the source of this 1455-nucleotide messenger RNA. RefSeq lists its product as uncharacterized. The transcript has 2 exons. The coding region runs from base 1 to 1455 and encodes 484 amino acids. The record is from RefSeq and is a predicted model, not a curated record. NCBI's taxonomy places the organism in Eukaryota, Metazoa, Arthropoda, Insecta, Diptera, Drosophilidae.
AUGGUCGGAUUAGCAGCGCUACUACUUUUAAUAACCCCAAUCCAGGGUCUUUUGACGGCCGAUGUGGUGUCGAGUGAGGAGUACUCAUUGACUUGGUUGUAUGGUUUGAUCAAAAAAAUGCACGAGGAGCAACCGAUUUCGAGCUUGUUGCUUAUGCAACGAAGACAUCAUGCGGAUUGCCUGCUGCGGGAUUUUAAUAUGCCGGACUGGCCAGCACUCCGUCUUGACGAGCACGGCAGACUUGAUGUGCAGAUACUAUUCGACCAGGAAUUUCUGGCGGUGGUUUGUAUGCGAGAUUAUUCGGAGCCCAUCGAGCUGACCGCGUUGGCUUACAAUCUGAAUCGCAUGCGAGAGACUCGCAUUAUUGUUUGGCUGCAGGCUGAAACCGAGGGGGAAGCUUUCAAUGGUAUUUCGAAAAAGGCUGGGGAGCUACAUUUUGUAAACCUCUUGCUGUGCCACGCAGCACCCACUGGCUUAUUGAAGGUCUAUCGGCUUCUGCCAUUUCCGUUCCCGCGCUUUGAACCCAUUUAUAAUGUGGAUGUGGGACCCUAUUUUCGCAGAUCCUGGACAAAUUUCGGUGGAAUAACUGCACGCGCACUUCCAGAUCAGAUAUCCCCAGGUACCUUUAUCGUAACUGAUUGGCGCACUGGCGACCAGCGCUUGAGUGGCCGUGUUGGAAAAUUUGUAACCACAUUCACCAAAGGACGAAACAUUACCUUAAAAUAUACCCAGCCCGUGGAGGCUGGAAAAGUGAUUCUCCCAACUACACUAGAAAAUAUGACGCAUCAUGGAGAGCUAGAUCUACCGCUAAGUGUUAAAUUUCGUGGCACAUCAAGGCCAAGGCAUGGCAUUGAAUCAUCUGAACUUGUUGGCUUGGUUAACUGGAUCGUAAUCGUGCCCUGUAGACAGCUGUUGGAUAUUCAUGGUGUCUACAAUAUGUUAUUGGAGGAAAAUUGGGGUUUCUUCAUACUGGGAACAUACGUAGCCUUUGCAAUAAUCGAGACUUUAAUAGCGGCAGCGGAGUAUUAUCUGUGGCAUCAAAGACGCAGAUUUGAUUGCUACGGUCUUUUUGUGAAUCUACGGGUAUUCUGUGGCCUACUUGGCUUCGUUAUGCCAAUUCAAAGCUCGAAGUGUGUGGCCACGCGCCAAUUAAUUAUGAUUAUUUGUGUAUUUGGUUUGGUCUUCAGUAAUUUCUUUAGCGCCAAGCUCAGCACCUUGAUGACAAUGUUUCCCCAGUCCAGUGAGAUAAAUACAUUCGAAGACUUGGAGGCAGCACAAAUUCCUGUUAUAUUGGACCCACUUACUCAUGGAAAGCCUCUAUGCUUUCGCGACUUGAUGUGGUUGUGGAAAUUACUCCUUCUGUGCUAUGCCGCUGCUAUUCUGGUAUUUGUGGUCGAGUACUGUGUGGGCUACUGGCAAAAAGGGGGCUCCAUGAAUGUCGUGGUAGUGGUCUAG